This is a messenger RNA of Zerene cesonia (dogface butterfly), 3084 nucleotides long. RefSeq names its product dol-P-Man:Man(7)GlcNAc(2)-PP-Dol alpha-1,6-mannosyltransferase-like. Gene Ontology annotation, biological process: protein N-linked glycosylation. The transcript is spliced from 8 exons. Gene Ontology annotation, cellular component: endoplasmic reticulum membrane. The coding region runs from base 86 to 2425 and encodes 779 amino acids. NCBI's taxonomy places the organism in Eukaryota, Metazoa, Arthropoda, Insecta, Lepidoptera, Pieridae. The record is from RefSeq and is a predicted model, not a curated record. Gene Ontology annotation, molecular function: alpha-1,6-mannosyltransferase activity.
UAUUUUGACACCUCCGAGCAUAAUGUGACGAUGUGUAUGAUGGGUUAAUAUGUAUCGACGAUUUAUUUUUUUUUAAAUAAAAGAAAUGGUGCAAUUACUGUAUAUUGUGUCCAGCUUACACGUUCUUUUGUGUCCAUUCACUAAAGUUGAAGAAAGUUUUAAUAUACAAGCAUUUCAUGAUAUUUUAUAUCACCGCUUUAACCUGUCGGAGUACGAUCAUAAUGAAUUCCCGGGUGUUGUACCGCGAACAUUUAUUGGACCGCUCGUUAUUUCAGCGCUAUCUUCACCUGUUGUGCUUUUCUUACAUUUGUUCGGUAUAAAUAAAUUUUGGACGCAGUAUGUCGUACGUCUAACUUUAGCACUCACUGUAAUAGCAGCAUGGAGUCGUCUCCGAAACACCCUUCAAAAACUUUAUGGAAACACUUUUGCAUGGUGGUUCACUACAAUUACAGCAUCGCAGUAUCAUUUUAUGUUCUAUAUGAGCCGUCCAUUACCUAAUAUCAUGGCUUUGCCCCUUGUUUUACUCGCAUUUGAUGGCUGGCUAUCAGGAAAAUAUAAACAAUUCAUAAUAUCAGCUGGUGCAGCGAUAGUGAUAUUUAGAUCAGAGCUAGCCAUGUUAUUUGGUGUGUUUUUGUUAAUUGAUUUAUAUUUCAAGAAAAUCACAAUAUUUGAGUUUAUGAAAAUUGUAGCACCAGCUGGAGCAGGUCUCGUACUUCUAACAGUUGUUAUUGAUUCUAUAUUCUGGGGCCGUUUGGUUUGGCCCGAAGCAGAAGUUUUCUGGUUCAACACAGUAUUGAAUAAAAGUUCAGAUUGGGGUACAUCACCAUUUCUCUGGUACUUUUACUCAGCACUUCCCCGUGGUUUAGGUCCAAGUAUUAUUUUGAUACCUGUUGGCUUAUACCUAGACAAACGAGUAAUUCCUAUAGCUGUUUCAACAUUUGUUUAUAUACUGCUUUUUUCAUUUCUGCCCCAUAAAGAGUUAAGAUUUAUUAUUUAUGUUUUUCCACUGCUCAACGUGUCAUCAGCUAUAACAUGUUCUUAUGUAUAUAUUCGGCGAACCAAAUCACCAAUAUAUGAAUUGCUAUUUUGGGGAUUAAUGAUAAUAAUAAUUUGUAAUAUAGUAUUUACUGCCACUCUUGUAUUGGUAGCCAUGACCAACUAUCCUGGAGGAGUAGGGAUUACUCGUUUCCACAAAUUAUUAAAAAACGAACCCUAUGUGCACGUUCACGUUAGCAAUUUAGCGGCCCAGACUGGUGUGACGCGUUUUACUCAAAUUCAUGAUCAUUGGACUUAUAGUAAAAAUGAAUCCCUAACUCCUGAGGAGCUGCAAGGUUAUACUCACCUUUUAGUAGAAGCUAAGAGUAAAUAUUCACCAAGUGUUAAAGCUUUUGCACAUACUCAUACAGUGUUAGAUAGUAUAGACUCAUUUUCUCAAAUAGCAAUGAAUUAUAGACUAAUACCCCCAAUAAAAAUAAAAACAAAACCAGCAUUGUUUAUAUUAGAACGAAACAAUUUUAGACAAGAUCUACGUCCAUAUUUAUCACCAAAAAUUUACAAAGAUUCUGAAGAAAUCAGUUCAAGUGAAAUAGACACCAAAGAAAUAGAAAUAAAUUUGAUAAAUUAUGAUGAAAGUGUUCAAUCAGAGGAACAAUUGAACGAUGAUAACACAUUAGUGACCGCAGAAAAAACAGAAAAUACUAUGACAGAAAAUGUAUCCAAUGAAAACACGGUAACAUUUGUAGACGACGAGGAAACUGAAUUAUUUCGAAAAGAAAUUGAGGAGUCUAUUUUCAAAACAGAUAAACCCAAUAAAGAGUUUAAUGAACACGCUGUGCUGAAUCGAUCCGAACGUAAGAAAAAAGCCAUUGAAAAAAUUAAAUCUGAAACUCGAAAGGAAGUUGUAGCUUCUGCGAAAGAAAAGUUAAAAGAAAUAAUGAGACGCCAUAAGUAUGUAGCUAAAGAAAUUUCUGAAAAUGACAUAUCUAAAACGGAAGCUCAAAAAAUAGAAGAAGAUGGCCGAGGUGAUAUUCCAGACAUACAAUUUAAAAACAAAAUUAUAGAUGAGGACACCACUAAUAACGAACAGUUGCUGGAAGAUGCAAACAUUGUUGAAACAACCGUCGACAAUACAGACGACUUUGUAAAAUCUCUUGAAGAGGCUUUUAAUGUAGAUAAAACAGAAAUAUCACCUGAUAAAACUGUAUUAACAAAUGAAGACAGUAAUAAGAAAAGUCGUACAAAUCAAAAUAUCGAUUCUAUUGUUGAAGAAGUUAUAGCAAGGCUAAUAGAUAGAAAAAUUUAUGAUGACAAAACGAAGCCUGAAGAUAUAAAAAUUGAAGAUCGAAAAGUUAUUCAAAAAAUUGUAGAAGAAAUUUUAUCAGAAAGAAUGAAUUUUACAAAUACUAUAGAUAAUAGCACCUUGUAAUCUUUUUACAAAGUAUAAAAAUUGAUCUCUAUACUUUGUUUUGUUUUUGUCUAUAAAGUGUUAACUUUUUCUAUAAAUCUGUUUGUGUUGUUGUUGGUUGAAAAAAUAUUUACUGAUUAAAUCUGGAUAAUUUUCAAACAACCUAUAAUUGAUACACAUGGUUUCCAAAUUUCGAUAGCUAUUUUUGUGUAAAUGUCACCGGAAAAUCCGUAUCCGUAAGUUUAUAAAUUUACUGGUAAGUUUAUCAACUAUCGUAGGAUUCUAAACGGAAGAUAAAUUGUAUUAUUUGACGCCUAUAUUUUCGUAUAUAUGGAGUAAAACUUACUGAUCUUGUUACUUUCCGGUAACAUAUAUCAUUUCAAAGCAAUAAUUUGUUGGCCAACUAUGUUUUCCAUAAUACAAUUUUUCAUAUAAAAAUGUUUGAACGGUUUCCUUUUGUAAAUAUGACGUAACUGUUGUUGUAAUAUUUAAGGUUAAACCUUUUUAGCUUUUAAAUGAUUAAAAUUUUUAAGAAAAAAUAAAACUUUAUUAACUUAAAUUCAAUAUAAACAUAAAUGUUUUAUUUAAACAGUUCGAGGUAUGUAUUACUACAUUAUUAGUAACAUUACCAAAAAAGAAUAAAAUAUUAAUAAAAAGGUUUCGCUGAUUUAAGUUUAAAA